Juglans microcarpa x Juglans regia is the source of this 1665-nucleotide messenger RNA. RefSeq names its product E3 ubiquitin-protein ligase CIP8-like. Gene Ontology annotation, biological process: protein ubiquitination. The transcript has 3 exons. Bases 130 to 1182 code for a protein of 350 amino acids. NCBI's taxonomy places the organism in Eukaryota, Viridiplantae, Streptophyta, Magnoliopsida, Fagales, Juglandaceae. The record is from RefSeq and is a predicted model, not a curated record. Gene Ontology annotation, cellular component: cytoplasm. Gene Ontology annotation, molecular function: ubiquitin protein ligase activity.
AACCGCCCACUAUAAGAAGAAGAAUUAGUCCACCCGCAUCCUAAUACGGUCCCAAAGAAUUAGUCCAAUAAAACCCUAAUAAUCUUCCAAAUUCCAGAUUCUGAAAGUUCUGUUCGAUUCAAUUCAACCAUGUCGCAGUUCGACGAAUUCACUCUCCAUGAACCAGACCCGAGCCCAAUCGACCCUCAUGCACAUUCCCAUACCCAAUCCCUCGAUCCCCUCGCACGACGCCGUACAUUUAUCUCCUCCGUCACCGACCGCAACCCUUUCGAUUCCCAAAGCUACGACUCUGACUGGUUCUCCGAUUUGGGAUCCACCUCGGACCGGGACGUGGGCCGCUUCCUCAACGACCUCUUCGAGCGCCGAUCUGAUGAUGGUUAUGAUUUACACGCUUUCGAUGUUCCUGGCUCGGGCUCCGACCCCUUUUCCGAGUUCGAGUUCGAGUUCGCAAAUGGUGGUGAAUUCGGAUCGGAUCAAGAGGAACUGCCGGGUAUAGGGUUUGGAUUUGACAUUGAAUUCGAUGCGCAGUACUCAGUUGGCGAUGGUCUCCGCGUUGCUGGGCUUGAUUCUGAGUCGGACCCGAGUGUGGAAUUCAAUUCCGAGGAUUCGAAUUUUCGUUUGGACAGCUUUUGUUUGGAGGAGCAGAGGACUGGGUUUGAGGGUUUCGAAUGGGAGGAAGUUGAGGAAGGCGUUUUUAAUCAGAGAGAAAACCUAGGCAUAAUGGUCGAGGAGGUCGAGGAGUUAUCGGUUGGUUCAUCGGAAGAAGUAGGGGUGCGAAAUCUUGAGUGGGAAAUUCUAUUAGGUGCGAAUAUGAGGUUAGAACGUGCAUUUGAUGCGGAUUCAGAUUCGGAUUCGUAUCUAGCGGCAUUUCAGGAUGAAUAUGAUGCGGAACCGGCUGAAUAUGAUACCAUUUUUGGGCGAUUUGGGGAUAACGGAAGGGGCAGCCCUCCAGCAGCGAAAAGGGUUGUGGAGAAUCUUCCUUUUGUGGAGUUAACGGUGGAGGAAUUGCAGACUAACGCUUUGGUCUGUGCAGUUUGUAAGGACGCGAUUGUAGUGGAGGAGAAGGUGAGGCGGCUUCCGUGCUCUCAUUAUUAUCACGGGGAUUGCAUUGUGCCGUGGUUGAGUAUAAGGAAUACCUGUCCUGUUUGUCGGUAUGAAUUACCCACCGAGGAUACGGAGUAGAGGGUUGGAGGUGGUAGUGGUGGCAGUGGGGAAAUGCGCGUCGAGGAGCUGGGCUUGCAGGAAACUUAUUGCAUUGUUUAUAAGUAAGCGAGGAUUUUAUUAAAAAACACAAAGGGCAUAGCCCAGGCCCCCAAAAACUUCGGCUUUUUGUCCAAUCUAAAAUGUCCGUUGGCUGUCUCUGUGCUUGUGUGAGAUAUAGAAAGUGGUGGGGUGGAGACUGGUCAUUUCACGGCUGGUAAUGCACUCCACUCACAAGCGUGGUGGAUGGUGUUCAGCCAUUUCUGCCAUUUUUGUUUGUUCUUUACAAUGAUUGAUUGGAACACCAAUGGCUGAUGCUGCAAUCCAGACUUGAUUUAAUUUCUGACGACUAGCAGAGAGAUUUGAAUCGUGGGUGUUUUAGCAAGCACACCAAUUGGUGUUCAAAUUGUCGUAUUCGUAUAUUUGUCACCCCUUUAACCAUUGUAGUGUCAUUUCAGGCUCCAA